Molecule: messenger RNA, 3225 nt
Organism: Zalophus californianus (California sea lion)
Lineage: Eukaryota; Metazoa; Chordata; Mammalia; Carnivora; Otariidae
Gene: NKX3-1
Product: NK3 homeobox 1
Exons: 2
Coding region: 46-741 (231 amino acids)
Biological process (GO): cell differentiation; regulation of transcription by RNA polymerase II
Cellular component (GO): nucleus
Molecular function (GO): RNA polymerase II cis-regulatory region sequence-specific DNA binding; DNA-binding transcription factor activity, RNA polymerase II-specific
Source: RefSeq, a predicted model, not a curated record
CGGAGGACGCCGCUGACGCCGCCGGGCUGCAGCCGAGCCGCCGGGAUGCUUAGGGCUCCCGAGCCGCGGCCCAGGGAGGCGGGGGCGGCCACCCAGUCCAAGCCGCUCACCUCCUUCCUCAUCCAGGACAUUCUGCGGGACGGCGCGGAGAGGCGCGGUGGUCACACGAGCAGCCCGCAGCCCCCGCGCCAGCCGGACCCGCGGCGAGACCAGGAGCUGGAGCCCGAGCGAGGAAGAGGCGGCGCUGGGGCGCCCGAGGACGAGUGGAGCGCCCGGCUCGGCACCGGGCAGGAGGCCGACGCCCCGGCGGAGAGCGAGCCAGAUAGACACUUUGAGACUUAUCUGAUGGACUGUGAAAACAGUGCAGGCUCCUUACCAAGCCUUCCGCAAACCUCGAAACAGCCGCAGAAGCGCUCCCGUGCUGCCUUCUCCCACACUCAGGUCAUUGAGUUAGAGAGGAAGUUCAGCCACCAGAAGUAUCUGUCAGCCCCUGAAAGGGCUCACCUGGCCAAGAACCUCAAGCUCACCGAGACCCAAGUGAAAAUAUGGUUCCAGAACAGACGCUAUAAGACCAAGCGAAAGCAGCUCACCUCGGACCUGGGAGACCUGGAGAAGCACUCCUCCCUGCCGGCUCUGAAAGAGGAGGGCUUGUCCCAGGCCUCUCUCAUCUCCAUGCAUAACAGCUACCCUUACUACCCCUACCUGUACUGCUUGGGAGGCUGGAACCCACCUUUCUGGUAGUGCCAGCUCAGAGGACAAUCAUGAGUGGUCAAAUACUGUCUUCCCUGGGUUUGCGUCUCUGGAGGGCAAAAGGGGCCAGGCUCAGGGAGGACUGGGGAGCAAGCGACGUGCGUACUGACCCUGUUGCAGGUUUGCAUCGACAUCCCAGAUUCUUCACUGGUGAGCCAAUGAAAGAUCUGGGACAGUGAAUAAUAUCCAGAUAGAUCCCCCAACACGUGAUGUGGGAGGUUUUUUUGCUCUUUGAGACCUCCGCCAAGUGGGGAGGGAUAAAGUCAAGUGCUGUUUCUAGCACUUCCUGUGAUUUCAUAUGAGCUGUCCCCAUCACUCCUGAGGAUGCCAUUUCCACUCCAUCCUCUUGUGUAACUGAACAUCAACCCUGAAACCGCGAACCUGAAGGGGAAAAGGAUGACCAAGUCGAGGGUGUCACCUCCCGAAUUACACUUAAGUUCCAAAACCUCUCAUUGACCUUGGAAUACGACCAAGGUUCCUCUCUGUCCCCAUAAGAGAGAGGAAGACAGAGGCUCAAAGAGAAGCCUGUCAUGCUCAGCACGGACCUGCAUGGGAUUUGAAGAUCGGUACAAGGAGGUGAAAAUAUAAGCUGCUGCUGCUUCCUUUUUAAAUAACACACCGACCUAAGUAUUUCCAGGGUGGCCCAAGCAGAACUCGAAGCACUCACUGUGGUUUUAGUACAAGCUGUAUAAACAGAAAUGUACUGCAAGGGGUGGGCCCGGGACAGAAGACUCUCCACAUGUCGGACAACGGCCUGAGGAGGAGCCUCUGCACUGCGGCUGGGCAGUUGGGGGGGGAGGGCAUUACAUUUUUUUGUUAAUAAAGAUUUUAAAAAAGCCUCCUCUGGACCUUUUUGCCCUGGGCCUGAGAAUUAGAAUGAGCAGUUUCCUGGAGUUUUCAGGCUGUAAUUCAUACUACACCAUGACAGAUCACAUACUUCUCUCCUAUAAACUCCUGCCUUCCCUCCUUUUAUUUUUUUGUUCCUUUUCCACAACGAUCACCCACCAAAGGGCUUCUUUGCAGCCCAGACUUUUAGUCUGGCUGCACCUAACAUACACCUUCCUUAUUUAACCUGAGAUCUGGUCUUUUUUUUUUCCCCCAAAGCUUUAUCUCUCCUGGGUUAAAAAAAUAAAAAAGAAAGAAAGAAAGAAAGUAGGGUAGGGGGAAGAUCCUGAAUUGGCUAAAAGAUGUGCAUUUUUUUUAAACUAGCAAUUCUUAUAUUUUUUUCUUUAAAAACAUACAUUAAAUCCCAAAUCCUAUUUAAAGACUUGACAGCUCGAAAAGGUCACUGCUGCUUUUAUAAGACUUUCUGGUGGCUCUGUUGUUACAGUUCAAAGUCUGACAACCCUCUGGGAUCCCUGCAGGCAGAGGAGUUAAGAGGUAUCGGGCUUUCACACACAAGGAGAACACAGGGCAAAAUGAAGGGUUGGGAGCCAUUGAGCUGUCCAGUGGAAAUGCAGAGUUCAUGGGCAGGACAUGGAGAAGAGGCAGCCAGGGCUUCGGGGAGCUGGGUCCCUGGCUGCAAGCUGAGGGGGCCGAUAACACUUUGCCAGCAGGGGCUAAGGAAAAGGAAACUUUUCAAAACACAUUAUUACUGUGGCGUCCGUCACCAAACAGCGAAACUGUUCAAAUACUUCGGGAGCUGUAUUUAAUGCCUAUAAAAAAUGGGUCCCCCAAACGAGUCACCUAGUGACUUCAGCGAGAAUGGGAAGAGGGCCAAGGAGAAACCUGGCCACGCUUCUGUUUCUACCCGAUUGUCUCAGGUGACCUAGUGGAGGGGCGACGUCAGAGUAGAAGCAGCCAGUUGUAAUGAGGUACCCCGAGGCCUGGAAAUCUCUUGAUCCCACUACUUAAUUGUGUUUAGUGAGAAACCAUUCAAUUUCCUCCUAUUAAAAGGGGGCAAUUUACUGUUGGUGGCAAAACUGCCUGAGUUGAUAGAAAGUUGGCCCGUUUCACCCCAUUUUCUCCCGUUUGGGCUCCACAUUGAAAUACUGUUAAACGCUCGGCUGCUGACAAGCACCAGGGGCGCAGACAGCAGACUGGCCCAGAUUGCUUGCUUCUGCUCACAAGGCUUUGAAGAGAAGCAUCCAGUGCCCACUCCCCGCUUGGUACCCUUUCUCUCUCACUCUCUUUCCACCGGCUGUUCUCCAGGUAUUAGAACAUUUUACCAUGAUGUGUAUUGUGUUGCAAAAAAAAAAAAAAAAAGUCUUUGUUUAAAAUUAUUUGGUCUAUGAAUCUAUCUUGCUCUUCCUCCAUUGGAACUAGUUACUCCCCCCAUCUCUGUCUGGGUAUCUGAUGGGUGAACUAGAGGGUGCCUCUGACCACCUCAGACAGCCUGUUGCCCUUCCAUAAGUCAGUUUGGGUUCUCCACCUGCAUAACAAACUCUGCUCCAGUCUGUAACAUGAAAGCCUGUGACUUGAAGUUGAGUAAAGUACCCCAACCAAACUUUAUUUUUCUAAGUAUUUUCGGCAAUG